AUGCGCAAUAGUGUGACCGCGCAGUUCUUUUUGCUCCAGACGUUUGAAAGCUGGCACGGUGAGCACGAACGUGCAGUCUGUGUGUUUGAUCGACCGCUGCAUCUCGCACUGACAAAAAGAGUCACUGUGACGUAGCAACCAUGGAACUGAAUGAUGCUAACCUACAAACCCUCACAGAGUUCCUCAGAAAAACGCUGAACCCAGACCCGACCGUCCGACGUCCAGCUGAAAAGUUUCUUGAAUCCGUUGAAGGAAACCAGAACUACCCAAUACUACUCCUCACGUUGCUCGAAAAGUCCCAAGACAAUGUUAUUCGUGUCUGCGCUGCUGUUACGUUCAAAAACUACAUCAAAAGGAACUGGCGCAUUGUUGAAGAUGAACCAAACAAAAUUUCAGAACAAGACAGAACAACCGUCAAAGCAAACAUUGUCAAUUUGAUGCUUAGUAGUCCGGAACAGAUUCAGAAACAGCUGAGCGACGCCAUUAGCAUCAUCGGACGGGAAGACUUCCCUCAGAAGUGGCCUGACCUUCUGACAGAGAUGGUGACCCGGUUCCAAAGUGGAGACUUCCAUAUUAUCAACGGAGUGCUGCGCACUGCACACUCUCUCUUUAAGAGGUAUCGUCAUGAAUUUAAGUCAAAUGAGCUUUGGUUGGAGAUCAAAUUAGUUCUCGAAACAUUUGCCUUACCUCUGACGGAGUUGUUCAAGGCCACUAUUGAGUUGUGUCAGACUCAUGCUACCGAUGUCAAUGCCUUGAAAGUGCUCUUCUCCUCACUCACACUCAUCUCCAAGCUUUUCUACAGUCUUAACUUUCAGGACCUUCCUGAAUUUUUCGAAGAUAACAUGGAAACCUGGAUGACCAAUUUCCAUGCGCUUCUGACUCUGGAUAAUAAACUUUUGCAAACAGAUGAUGAGGAGGAAGCGGGUCUCCUGGAGCUCCUCAAGUCACAGAUCUGUGACAACGCUGCCCUUUAUGCUCAGAAGUAUGAUGAAGAGUUCCAGCCGUACCUUCCUCGCUUUGUAACUGCCAUCUGGAACCUUCUAGUUUCGACCGGCCAGGAAGUUAAAUAUGACCUGCUCGUGAGCAAUGCCAUCCAGUUUUUGGCCUCGGUGUGCGAACGGCCGCACUACAAAAAUCUCUUUGAGGAUCAGAAUACGCUCACUAGCAUUUGCGAGAAGGUCAUUGUGCCCAACAUGGAGUUCAGAAGCGCGGACGAGGAGGCUUUUGAAGACAACUCUGAAGAAUACAUCCGGAGGGACCUUGAAGGCUCUGACAUUGACACUCGCCGUCGGGCGGCUUGUGACUUGGUAAGGGGUCUGUGUAAGUUUUUCGAGGGCCCGGUCACUGCCAUCUUCUCGGGAUAUGUCAACUCGAUGCUGGCCGAGUACGCAAAGAACCCCGGCGCCAACUGGAAGCACAAAGAUGCCGCCAUCUAUUUAGUCACGUCACUGGCAUCCAAAGCUCAGACACAGAAGCACGGAAUAACUCAAGCCAAUGAAUUGGUGAAUUUGACCGAGUUUUUUGUGAAUCACAUUCUCACAGACCUCAAAUCCCCGAAUGUUAAUGAGUUCCCAGUCUUGAAGGCAGAUGCCAUCAAGUACGUGAUGAUCUUCCGAAGCCAGCUUCCGAAGGAGCAACUGCUGCAGGCUGUUCCGCUCUUGAUCACCCACUUGCAGGCAGAGAGCACCGUGGAACACACGUAUGCUGCGCACGCUUUGGAGAGGCUGUUUACUAUGAGGGGGCCAAAAAAUGCAACGCUCAUCACUCCUGUGGAGAUGGCUCCUUUUACUGAGAUGCUCCUCACCAACCUGUUCAAGGCGAUGGCACAUCCUGGUUCAUCCGAAAAUGAAUACAUCAUGAAAGCCAUCAUGCGCAGCUUCUCACUUCUCCAGGAAUCCAUCGUUCCUUACAUUCCCACUCUCAUCGAUCAGCUCACUCAGAAGCUUCUUUUAGUCAGCAAGAACCCCAGCAAGCCUCACUUUAACCACUACCUGUUUGAGUCUCUCUGCCUGUCUGUCCGGAUCACCUGCAAGGCUAACCCCGCCACCGUUGGCAGUUUCGAGGAAGCUCUCUUCCCAGUUUUCACGGAGAUCCUCCAGAACGAUGUCCAGGAGUUUCUGCCGUACGUAUUCCAGGUGAUGUCUCUCCUCCUGGAGAUGCAUUCCAACUCGAUUCCCUCUUCCUACAUGGCUCUAUUCCCUCACCUGCUGCAGCCUGUUUUGUGGGAGCGCACGGGCAACAUCCCGCCUCUGGUGCGCCUGCUUCAGGCCUACAUGGAAAAAGGAGGAGCCACUAUUGCUGCAUCUGCUGCUGAUAAAAUACCUGGACUGCUUGGUGUUUUCCAAAAACUUAUUGCCUCCAAGGCCAACGACCACCAAGGAUUCUACCUUCUCAACAGCAUUAUCGAGCACAUGCCCCCAGAAUCCCUCACUCAGUACAGGAAACAAAUCUUCAUUCUGCUCUUCCAGAGACUGCAAAGCUCCAAAACCACCAAGUUCAUCAAGAGUUUCUUGGUAUUUGUCAACCUGUAUUGUGUCAAGUACGGCGCUAUUGCGCUUCAGGAGAUUUUUGACAGCAUCCAGCCCAAAAUGUUUGGCAUGGUCUUGGAGAAAAUCUUUAUUCCGGAGGUUCAGAAAGUGUCUGGAACAGUUGAGAAAAAGAUCUGUGCUGUUGGAAUCACAAAGGUCCUCACUGAAUGUCCCGCCAUGAUGGACACGGAGUACACUAAGCUCUGGCCCCCGCUGCUCCAGGCCCUCAUUGGUCUCUUUGAGCUGCCCGAAGACGACAGCAUCCCGGACGACGAGCAUUUCAUCGACAUUGAAGAAACGCCCGGCUAUCAGACUGCUUUCUCACAGCUGGCCUUUGCUGGGAAGAAGGAGCACGACCCUAUCGGAGAUGCUGUCAGCAACCCGAAAAUAUUGUUGGCCCAUUCGCUCCACAAGCUUUCGACGGCCUGUCCGGGAAGGGUUCCAUCAAUGCUGAGUAGCAGUCUGAACGCCGACGCCCUCCGGUUCCUGCAGGCUUAUUUACAGGGAGCCAAUGUGCAACUGGUCUGAAAGACAAUGCUGUUCGGUUGAAAAGGACGCCGUAAUCUUUACACACUUGACCAUCAAAUCGUGGAAUUCCCCCACAGGUAAUCAUACACAUCUUUGGGUUUUCUCCGAUUGCGAUGAUUUGUUUUUAAGUGUUUUAAAGACAUGACCAAACGCUAGCCUAACACAUGCGAUUUUGCUUUCGAACUCUUGCGUUUGUCAUGAGGCCAAAAGUCCAUCAAUCAACACCCCCCUCCCCGCUUUGGCAAAAGAAAUGGAACAAUUGAUUUUGAGUUGGCUCUUUGUAUGUUUUGAAUUUUGUGUUGCAUGUUUCCUGUAGCUUUAUUCAUGUUUAGUCUGUUUUGACACUGUUUAUCAUGUGAAUAAAAAAAAGAGGCACUUGUAUAGAUUUGUCAUGGCCUCCGCAUCA
Molecule: messenger RNA, 3462 nt
Organism: Hippocampus zosterae (dwarf seahorse)
Lineage: Eukaryota; Metazoa; Chordata; Actinopteri; Syngnathiformes; Syngnathidae
Gene: cse1l
Product: CSE1 chromosome segregation 1-like (yeast)
Exons: 25
Coding region: 141-3056 (971 amino acids)
Biological process (GO): protein export from nucleus; protein import into nucleus
Cellular component (GO): cytosol; nuclear envelope
Molecular function (GO): nuclear export signal receptor activity; small GTPase binding
Source: RefSeq, a predicted model, not a curated record